Molecule: messenger RNA, 1074 nt
Organism: Amaranthus tricolor (Joseph's coat)
Lineage: Eukaryota; Viridiplantae; Streptophyta; Magnoliopsida; Caryophyllales; Amaranthaceae
Exons: 3
Coding region: 1-1074 (357 amino acids)
Source: RefSeq, a predicted model, not a curated record
AUGGUUGAUUAUGCCUUUCAAUACGCUAUUCCUCCUAUUGUUUCAACACUACAACCAAGGGAUGAGGAAACAUGUAUUUUUACGGAUAAUGGAAGCUAUCUCCAACAACGGUUCACUACCAACAUUGAUGCGACUGGUAAAAAAGGUCUAAGUGCUUUACAAAAGUGUACUGCAACUCUUCGUAUGCUAGCAUACGGGGUGGUUGCUGAUCAAGUUGAUGAGUACCUCCGAAUUAGCAAAAGCACAACACAAAAAGCACUCACUCAUUUCACAAAGGGAAUAAUCAACCAAUUUAGGCAACAUUAUUUGAGAAAACCAACACCACAAGAUUUGACGAGAUUAUUGGCCUUUAGUGAAGAACGAGGAUUCCCUAGCAUGAUUGGUAGUGUUGAUUGCAAGCAUUGGGAGUGGAAGAAUUGCCUAGCAGCAUGGAAAGGGCAAUAUCAAGGCCGAGGUGGUGUUUCGACAUUAAUUCUUGAAGCUGUUGCUGAUCAUGAAUUAUGGAUAUGGCAUGCCUUUUUUGGGAUGCCAAGUUCAUAUAAUGAUCUCAACGUGCUAUAUCAAUCACCACUUUUAAUUGAUUUGUUUGAAGGAAGGGCACCACCUGUCAAUUUCAAGGCUACUUUUAUUCAGUCUAUUACUAAACCACAAACACCAAAAGCAAGGUUAUUUGCCCAACAUCAAGAUGCAAAAAGAAAGGAUGUGGAGCGAGCAUUUGGGGUGUUGCAAGCUCGAUUUGAAAUAAUUAGAAAGCUCUCACUUGCUUGGGAUGAAGAACGACUCUCCGAUAUAAUUACUUUUUGUAUGAUUAUACAUAAUAUGAUAGUGAAAGAUGAAAGAGUUACAUAUACACACUAUGAUGAUUGUAGAGAGCUCAUGAGAGAUCGCCCAAAAGGUCAAUUGGAAGGUACAAGUGGAUUAAAUGAUGAGUUUGAAUAUUACACAGAUAGAAUUGUUGAUAUCAACCGAUACUUGAAAAAUAAGGAUGAUGUUGAAGAUCGACAAACACAUUUAUCCUUAACCGAUGACUUAGUUGAAAAUAUCUGGCAAAAGUUUAGGACGAACCGCAAUUAA